AUUAGCCUGUAGGGUGUCUGAUCCUGCAGCUUCCAAAUUGGUUUCAGGAAAUCAUUUGUUUUAAAAUGAGAUCCAUCUGACCCUGGAUUAGAUGCCGUGGAGUGGACUCUUUGGUUUAAUUUUUGGCAAGGCCUUAAUGUGAUGUAGCCAUGGCUCCAAAAAAGAAAGUAGAUGAUGGACCAAAACAGCAUCCCAUUAUUGGACGAUUUGGGACUUCUCUGAAGAUUGGUAUAGUUGGACUACCCAAUGUGGGGAAAUCAACCUUCUUUAAUGUGUUGACUAAAAGCCAAGCUGCUGCUGAGAACUUUCCAUUUUGCACUAUUAAUCCAAAUGAGAGCCGGGUGCCCAUCCCAGAUGACAGAUUCGACUUCCUGUGUCAACAUCACAAGCCAGUGAGCAAAGUUCCAGCCUUUCUGAAUGUGGUGGACAUAGCUGGUCUUGUCAAAGGGGCCAGUAUGGGGCAAGGCUUGGGGAAUGCGUUUCUGUCCCACAUCAGUGCCUGUGACGGGAUCUUUCAUCUAACACGUGCCUUUGAGGACGAUGACAUCAUCCAUGUUGAAGGGAGUGUCAAUCCAGUGCGUGACAUUGAGAUCAUACAUGAGGAACUACGUCUGAAAGAUGAAGAAAUGAUCCUUGCUGCCAUGGACAAACUUGAAAAAGUAGCUGUAAGAGGAGGAGACAAAAAAUUAAAACCAGAAUAUGACAUAAUGUGCAAAGUCAAAUCCUGGGUAAUAGAUGAAAAGAAUCAUGUCCGAUAUUACCAUGACUGGAAUGACAAGGAGAUUGACGUGCUAAAUAAAUACUUAUUCCUGACCUCCAAGCCAAUGACCUUUCUAGUCAACCUCUCUGAAAAAGACUACAUCCGCAAGAAAAACAAGUGGUUGAUAAAAAUUAAGGAGUGGGUGGACAAGCAUGACCCGGGCGCUUUGGUCAUCCCUUUUAGCGGGGCCUUGGAACUGAAGCUGCAAGACAUGAGUGAUGAGGAGAAGCAGAAGUAUCUGGAAGAGACUGUGACACAAAGCGUCUUGACCAAGAUUAUUAAAACUGGAUAUGCUACACUGCAGCUUGAAUACUUCUUCACCGCAGGCCCCGAUGAAGUGAGAGCAUGGACCAUCAAGAAAGGGACAAAGGCUCCUCAGGCUGCAGGGAAGAUUCACACAGAUUUUGAGAAGGGAUUCAUUAUGGCGGAGGUAAUGAAAUUUGACGAUUUCAAAGAAGAAGGCUCGGAAGGAGCUGCCAAGGCUGCAGGAAAAUACAGACAACAAGGGAGAAAUUACACGGUAGAAGAUGGAGACAUUAUUUUCUUUAAAUUCAAUACACCUCAACAACCCAAAAAGAAAUAAUUUUAAAUGCCAAAACAAAGGCUGCUUUUUUUAUUUGUACUUAGAAUACUUCUGUUAUUAAAUACUAAACUGGGAUCCAUUUUCCCAUUCGUCCUCCCCACCAAAUAAAUGCUGUUUGUUUUGAAGCGAUACGUGUCACCUCACUGUGAAAAUACAAGUUCAGUAAAUGUGCUUUCCAAAUGAUUAAGAUCCUACUUGAAAUCAUAGAUGCUUUUCAGGACUCGCUCUAGUCUCAUGAUACUUCAUUAAUCUCCAUCAUGUAUGCCAAGCCUGACACAUCUGACAGUGAGGACAAUGUGGCUGGCUCUUUUUUUGAAUCUACAGAUAAUGCAUGUUUUACAGUACUCCAGAUGUCUACACUCAAUAAAACAUUUGACAAAAACCA
Messenger RNA from Rana temporaria (common frog), 1728 nucleotides. It is a transcript of the gene OLA1, whose product is annotated as Obg like ATPase 1. The record is from RefSeq and is a predicted model, not a curated record. The coding region runs from base 150 to 1343 and encodes 397 amino acids. NCBI's taxonomy places the organism in Eukaryota, Metazoa, Chordata, Amphibia, Anura, Ranidae. Gene Ontology annotation, molecular function: ATP binding; GTP binding; ATP hydrolysis activity. Gene Ontology annotation, cellular component: cytoplasm. The transcript is spliced from 11 exons.